AUGGCGACUUCAACGAAUCCCAUCAUGGAAUCUUUGAUCAAUCAUAUUGUUCUCCCGCCGCGUCUUCCUGGCAGGGACGACAGAAAUGAAAAAUUAGAGAACGGCCUCAUAGAUCAUUUUAUCACGGCUUCAAAGGCCAUGAGAGAUAUUACGAAUGACAAACUCUCCGAGAAUUGGGAUUGGGUUCGUCGAUCGUUGGAAACCGCAAAAGUCUUAAAUGCUCGAGGAAAACUGACGAAAGCUACACUCUUAUCCGAGUUCCGAUCUCUCCAGCAGAAUGUUUACCUGAUUCUCAAUAUUGCGGAGCAGAAUGCAGCUUUACUUAUUCAUUGUAUCGAGGAGCGCGUAGUCUUCGAAUGUAUGGAAACAUCUGCAUCGGCAGAGGAUGUGUUAGAUGCGGAGAAUGCCUUAGAAUGGGAUUUUCCUGGGUAUGCCGUCGAUGUUCCAUUGUCAACAUUCCGCCAGCCCGAUUUCCUAGAAGAAUUGGCCGUUUUCUUGGAGCAAGCUAGUACUGAGUCAAUCAAACGAUUCGCCGCGAGAACUUUUAAAGCUGGCUCGCUUAUUAUCGAAGCACGCGACAGUGCCUCUUGCGCGCUCAUAUCACAGAUGCUCAUGACACUAUUGGAAGGCAAUGGUCGGAGGAUUUAUCCUUCAAUUCUAAAGAAGCGAGUUCGAGACGAUGUGGUAUGGUUUAAUGCCGAAAAGCCAUGGAGACGAAACCCUCUUUACCUCGUACUGCGAGUCGCCCUCCAAAGACAGCUAUAUUCGAUGUCAGAUUUUGGCCGGACGCAGUAUAAAUUUAUGAGAUGCCUAGCUAUGGCACAGGUUCUUGAACUAAGCAUCCACGGCGUUAAUCUCGAGUUACUAGCAUUCUUAAAAGCCAAGCUAUGCCGACGGCUUGCCAAACUCGAAAAUGAUGGCGAUAAAGAAUCGAGCGCCCUAGGAGCUAUUCAUGAGCAAACAUUCAUAACCUUGCGACCCAUUUUUCAGAAAGCAAUUCGGCGGGCCUCGGAACAUAUCGAAUUGGAGUGGGUAACUUUCAAGCAGUCUAACCAGCGACCAGUCAUGCCACUGCCAAGACGUGCUGCUGAUCGUGAUUUGGACUUAACUCUCCCCAACAGCGGUGUUUAUCUGCAGCGCAUCAUGGCCGAGGCUCUGCGUGUACCUCCGCGAACGCACAGCCGUCUUUCUGUAGACGUAUCAGCAGCUGCCUCUAGGAAGAUUGGGAAUUUCGGAAACCGCUAUAUCGAACUUAGCGACAUGGAAAGUAGCAUUGAGUUGAAAAAUCGUCCUCCAUCUGCUUCCAUUACUGAAAACGAAUCACGCUGCAGGGAGGUUUCUAAACAAAUAAACGCAUACCUCAAUGCAUCCAAAGGUGCUUAUUCUGCUAACUCGGAAGAACGCUCUAUAAUGCUAUUGAGCAUCAUGGAGCUUUGGAUGUCUUUGGAUAAGUGUGCAUGCGUUGUUUAUCCAUUACUUCGAGAGUUUCAUCCUCUCUUCACGUCUGAGAUGUUGGAUGUCUUGCAGCUGUCUCUAUUUAAAGAUAUGUGCCGACUGCAGAAAGUCCAGGAAUAUUUGCAAGGUCGCUGCAGAACUGCGGUCCACGAGCAUCCUUUGCCUUCAGAUCCAACUCGAGUGAAGGCACUUUUGAAAGAUUAUCCGGGACUUUCGAGAUAUAUGAGGAAUGGAGUACAUGGGAUUUCAUUGGGAUCGACAACAAAAAGAUUUCACAAAACUCACUAUCGCAUGGUUAUGUUCCCUGUUGAUAUUGAUGAUCUUGCAACUCCCAAUGUUGCCAAUUUAGCCUCCAAAUUACUCCACACUGCUCGGUCAAUUACCGCAUCUUGGGUCAAGGUUCUCAGAGAAGAAAUUAGGCAGGCAAUAGAUUCUGAUACCGCUUCCAGAUGCCAAACAUAUUGUUUAUGGGCUGCUUUACUCUGUCGGCGAACAUUUUUUCAUCAAAAUGAUGCACUACUAGAUCCAGAAGCUCUCCGUUGUUUUAUCGAAUGCUCAAUCACGCUGCAAGAUAAUCUUUCUAAUGAUCCUGCCCUGGCCCCGGCUGGGCUCAAGAAUGCUAUCAUUCGAGAUUUGAAAGCUGUCUAUCAUAUGCGACAUCUUCUACGGGAAUCUCUGCUUGCUAGCCCUCAAUCUCUACUGCUAGCAGUGGGCAUUGUCUGGCCACUACCAGAAGGAAGUGAGCCACGUGUAUCUUCAACGUUGAUUUUUGAUUGCCCUGAAAAAUGGUGGGUUUAUGCAAAAAUCGUUAGUUCGGCUCUCAUGAAGGAACAAACACUGAGUUUCCAUCUAUUCUACGGUUACCUCUUGAUAGAUGGUCAGCCUCUGGGAAUGCUUCCGGCUGAUUAUAGAGCAUCGACCAUUCUGAAAGAUCUCUUCGGGGAUGUCAACCUUCUCACCUUUCCUUCAUCGUUGCCCGGCUCCAAGUUCCAGUUAACAAACGAUCAGUUCGGUCAUACCAUUCAUCUUGGGUCUCGCGAUGGAAAUGUCGUUGUUCGAGCCUGUUUAGGAAAUACCAUUCUGGAGUUUAUACCCAGUCGGGUAUUUCACACUGGGUCCAAUUAUGAUUUGCCAAUACCAUUAUUGUUCGAUUGUGUUCACCGCUGA
Messenger RNA from Sclerotinia sclerotiorum 1980 UF-70, 2622 nucleotides. RefSeq lists its product as hypothetical. Bases 1 to 2622 code for a protein of 873 amino acids. The transcript is spliced from 7 exons. NCBI's taxonomy places the organism in Eukaryota, Fungi, Ascomycota, Leotiomycetes, Helotiales, Sclerotiniaceae. The record is from RefSeq and is a predicted model, not a curated record.